This is a messenger RNA of Sardina pilchardus (European sardine), 3895 nucleotides long. Its product is annotated as NLR family CARD domain-containing protein 3-like. Lineage: Eukaryota; Metazoa; Chordata; Actinopteri; Clupeiformes; Clupeidae. The coding region runs from base 235 to 3675 and encodes 1146 amino acids. Gene Ontology annotation, molecular function: protein binding. Gene Ontology annotation, biological process: intracellular signal transduction. The record is from RefSeq and is a predicted model, not a curated record. The transcript is spliced from 14 exons.
UCGUAACAGGAUGGUGUUCGGGCAGGAAGAUUGGGGUAAGUGGAUAAAGGAAUCAUGAGCAGAGUGAUCAUUAAUCAUUAACAGAACGACCUCAUACAGACAUCCUGCUUGUCGAAGUUCACUGAGUCGGGCGCCAUCUUAAAGACAACAGCCACUUGAGAGCUUCAGAGAUCCUCCUGUCUUCUGGAACAUGUGAGAGUGGGGAGAAGGGGACAAGACUGAACACUGAACAGGAUGGAUGUCCCUCAAGAGGGUGAGGAUGCUGUUGGUGGAGAUCAGACAGGCAGAGCAGCAUGUGCCGUGUCCAGCCACGUGUCCAUGAAGAAUGAGGAGCCUGUUACUGAUGGACAUCAGGGGGUCAGCACAGGAAGAGUGCUGUCUUAUCCAAGAACACAGACACACAGACCAGUGUCUCCAGUGCCCAGCUGUGUGUCCAUGAAGAGUGACCAUUCCAUGGAUCAGCCUAUGAGGCUCAGCAGUGGACCACUGUCUGAUCCAAAACCACAGACACACAGACCAGUGUCUCCAGUGCCCAGCUGUGUGUCCAUGAAGAGUGACCAUUCCAUGGAUCAGCCUAUGAGACUCAGCAGUGGACCACAGUCUGAUCCAAAAGUUUGGAGAAGCAGUCUAACUGUGCAUUCUCCAGUCAACAGAGCUGAAUUAGCAGACAAACAUGUCCUGAACAAAGUACUGAUGACCCAUAAAGCCAGCAUGAAGAGGAGGUUUGAGAGCAUAUGUGAAGGCAUCAUAAGGUCAGGGACUCAAACACUCCUGAACAAGAUCUACACAGAGCUCUACAUCACAGAGGGAGAGAGUGAAGGGGUGAAUAAUGAGCAUGAGGUUUGGCAGGUAGAGUCAGCAUCCAGGCCACAAACUACAGAGGACACAGCAAUCAACUGCAAUGAUAUCUUCAAGCCCUUACCUGGACAGGAGAGACACAUCAGAACUGUCAUGACCAAGGGGAUCGCUGGUAUUGGAAAAACUGUCUCGGUACAGAAGUUUAUCCUUGACUGGGCAGAGGAGAGAGUUAACCAGGAUGUAGAUUUCAUGUUUGUGCUUCCGUUCCGUGAGCUGAAUUUGGUCAAACAUGAUCAGUACAGUCUUCACAGGCUCCUGCUUGACUUCCACCCUGAGCUUAGAGAGCUACAGGAUAAUGAAUACAAAGACCGCCACAUUGUGUUCAUCUUUGAUGGUUUGGAUGAGAGUCGACUUCCACUGAAAUUCCAAGAAAAUCGGAAGAUUUCUGAUGUGACAGAAACAUCAUCAAUGGAUGUGCUGAUGACGAGCCUCAUUCAGGGAACUCUACUUCCUUCUGCUUUCAUCUGGAUAACCUCCCGACCAGCAGCAGCCAGUCAGAUCCCUUCUCAGUGCAUCAAUCAGGUGACAGAAGUACGAGGGUUCAAUGACCCACAGAAGGAAGAGUACUUCAGGAAGAGGAUCAGUGACCAGAAUCAAGCCAACAGAAUCAUCUCACACAUUAAGGCAUCCAGAAGUCUCCACAUCAUGUGCCACAUGCCAGUCUUCUGUUGGAUCUCAGCCACUGUCCUUCAGCAGAUACUGGAACUGGGGGUAAAAGGGAAGAAAGCCCCUAAAACUCUGACUGAGAUGUUCAUACACUUCCUGCUCAUCCAGACUACCAGGAAGAACCAGAAGUAUCAAGAGGAAAGUCAGACAGAUAGACAGAGGCUCCUGGAGUCACAUAAAGGUGUCAUAUUGAAACUGGCAGAGUUGGCUUUCAAGCAUCUGGAGAAUGGCAAUCUCAUGUUCUAUGAGGAAGACCUGAGAGAGUGUGGCAUUGAUGUCAGUGAAGCCUCAGUGUACUCUGGCAUGUGCACAGAGAUCUUCAGGGAGGAAUGUGUGUUUCACCACAAGAAGGUCUACUGCUUUGUCCAUCUGAGCAUCCAGGAGUUUCUAGCAGCCAUGUUUGUGUUUCAUUCCUACAUGUCUGGAAAUCUGGAGUUGCUGAAAUCUUUCCUCCCCAAAAGACAUGGACACAAUCAAACAUUCCUUCCUUUGCAUAUUCUGUUGAAGAGAGCUGUGGACAAGGCUUUGGACAGCAAGAAUGGACACCUGGACCUUUUCCUUCGCUUCCUUGUAGGCAUAUCAGUGGAGAGCAAUCAAGCCCUCUUGCAAGGCUUAUUGACAAACACACACAGCAGCUCAGAGUGUAUCCAGAAAACAUGUCAAUACAUCAAAGUUCUUAAGGGGAAGUCUCCUGAAAGAUGCAUCAAUCUUCUUCACUGCUUAUUUGAAAUGAACGAUCAUUCUCUGCAUCAAGAAGUCCAAACCUAUUUCAAAUCUCCAGAUGGCCUCUCAGAUGAAUUGUCACCUGCCCACUGUUCAGCACUGGCCCACAUGUUUCUGAUGUCUGAUGAUGUGCUGGAUGUGUUUGACUUGAGCAAAUACAAAACAUCAGAGGAGGGACGGAGGAGACUGGUGCCAGCUGUGAGAUGCUGCAGGAAGGCUGUACUUGCUGACUGUAAGCUAACAGAGAAGUCCUGGGAGAUUGUGGCCUCAGCUCUGCAGUCUGCAAACUCCCCCUUAAGAGAGCUGGACCUGAGUCAGAAUGACCUGCAUAAGUCAGGAGAAAAGCUUGUCUCUGCUCUUCUGAGUCCAAACUGCAAACUGGAGACACUGAGACUUGUUGGCUGUAAACUGAAAGGGGGAUUUUUGGCUUUGGCUCACAAGGGGGCAAACCCCCAACUAAGAGAGCUGGACAUCAGUGACAGUGAGCUUCAGGACUGUGGAGGAGAACUGCUCCAUCAACCACUCAAUCAAGACUGUAAAGUGAGACUUACCAGCUGUAAACUCAAACACAGCUCAUGUGAGAUUGUGGCCUCAGUUCUGCAGUCAUAUCAUUCUCAGCUGAGUGAGUUGGACAUGAUUGGCUGUGAUCUGCAAACAUCAGAAGAGAAGCAGCUCUUUGGUCUUAGAAACCCAAACUGCCAACUGAAGAAACUGAGACUUGUUGGCUGUAAACUGAGAGGAAGAUUUUUGGCCUUGACUCUUCAGUGGGCAAACUCCCACCUAAGAGUGCUGGACAUCAGUGACAGUGAGCUUCAGGACUGUGGAGGAGAACUGCUCCAUCAGCCACUGAAUCAAGUCUGUAAAGUGAGACUGAUCAGCCGUGAACUCAAAGGCAGCUCCUCUGAGGUUGUGGUCUCAGUUCUGCAGUCGUAUAUUUCUCAGCUGAGUGAGUUGGACAUGAGUGGCUGUGAUCUGCAAACAUCAGAAGAGAAGCUGCUCUCUGGUCUUCGAGAUCCAAACUGCUACCUGGAGAAACUGAGACUUCUUGGCUGUAAACUGAGAGGAAGGUUUUUGGCCUUGAUUCUUCAGUGGGCAAACUCCCACCUAAGAGAGCUGGACAUCAGUGACAGUGAGCUUCAGGACUGUGAAGGAGAACUGCUCCAUCAACCACUGAAUCAAGACUGUAAAGUCAGACUCAUCAGCCGUGGACUCAAAGACAGCUCCCGUGAGGUUGUGGUCUCAGUUCUUUCAUAUAUUUCUCAACUGAGUGAGUUGGACAUGAGUGGCUGUGAUCUGCAAACAUCAGAAGAGAAGCUGUUCUCUGGUCUUAGAAACUCAAACUGCCACCUGGAGAAACUGAGGUCAGUAAAACUCUGGAAGACUUCACAGAGGUCUUAUCUACACAUUCAAACUUUCAAAGAAUUUUGACAUUCAGACUUAGAAGCAUAGAAGCAUUUUGAGAAACAUUGGCUCUGAUUGUUGUGCCUGUGUUGAUGAGAGGAUGUUGACCCCAGAUCAGUUCAGUGCUCCCUGCUGGUGUGUCCUAGCCUGGCAUAGCCCUCGGUAAGCUUCCGCUCAAUUUUCAUUUCCCUACACCAUUACGUCUGGGUCUAAUCCCAUUGAGCUCAAUUUCUCAGGAUGCAUUACA